UAACUGUUUGGUUUAAUGGUCCCAGACUGCUCAGAGUCUUUUUGAGUCACUCUUCUUUUUCUGGCAGCAGAUUAAUGACGUAGAUCAAAUAACGCCAUUAGAGAUUGACACAAAAGAGUCCAGAGAAUCAUGUGUGUGUGUCUGAGUGUGUGUCAGAAAGCUAUUAAUGAUGGAACCUGAAUGAGGAAUGUGCAGAUGGUUGCUAAAAUGGGAUUUUCUGAGCAGGAUAGUGAGUGAUCCGAUGUUGCUUCACACAGAACUAAUUGUGCUUAACUGUGAUUGUCACUUAUCACACAAGUGUGUCAACAGCAUAUGUGCGUUUCUUCUAGUCGGCCUAAAGAGGCCAAUUCUAUACGGCGACGUGAAUACUCGGCCGGAGCCCUUUAGGGUGUGUAAAAAUGGAUUAGUUACACAUUGACAUUUCAAGGUGUGGCAGCUGCAGCCUCAGCUUCACCACCAGCAAGCUCAAGUGUUUUGGUUGAACGCUUUGCACACAAACGGGACAAAUACGUUGACAAUGGAUUUCUAAUGAAGAAUGAAUAAGCCUAAUGAUCAACAUUAGAGUCCGGCCGGCACUCCCCUAACAAGAAAUGCCUCAAAUAACAAGUGGUUUUUGUGUUGGAAAAUAUAAAACACGCAAUGAAGUGGAUGAUGUUCAUUUGACUUCAGAGGACCAACGUGUGUCUCCAAUUUUCUUGAGCUUUCCCAUUUCGUCAAAGGCUCAACAUGAGGCUGUGUGCAUUUUUAGCAUUCGUGUAUGUGAUGACGCCUUCAGGAGUGUGUGGCUUAAAGUGUUUCACCUGCUGGAGCGCAAACCCGGGCACCUGCACUCAGGUGUGGAGCUGUCCUAGAGAGUACGACCGCUGCAGCACCACUGUUGCUGCUGAGAAUAUGAUCACCAAAGAAUGCAUGAGAAGCGACGUGUGCAAUAACGAGGACGCCGUGGGUGUCAGAUGCUGCGCCGAAGACCUGUGUAAUGGAGCUAAACACCGUGGAGUCUUUGUCCCUCUCCUUCUGGCGCCCUUAUUCAUCAUCACGCUCUUCUGUUGAGGAUAAGCUGCCUGAUUUUUACAUUUUCAUGCUUUAAAAAUCAGCUGUGAUGCUUUGAGGGUUUAAACGUGGAGGAAAGGUCCUGGUAAUCAGAGAUAAUCAGAAUAUUUAAAAAUUAAUAUUGAUUAUUUGGAGCAAGGCAUGCCCUGCCUGUUUCCAUGGGUUGAAUUUGAGAAGAGAGCACUAUUUGUUUAAAGUUGACCACACAUGGUCCUGCGUUAGUGAAAGCAGCCAGUAGAGAGCAGUAGAGGAGAAAUAAACUCCUCAUAAUGGUGAGAUUCUUAAAAUAAGAAGCUUGUAGACAGAUAGAUUGCAGUAGUUCUCCUGUUUAUGUCUAUUAUCCAUUCAUAUACUGUAGAUAUGAAGCAAAUGUAUUUGUUAAGUCACUCUAAUAAUAACGUGGUCUGCGAAAUAAAAGCCAAAGAACAACA
Messenger RNA from Gasterosteus aculeatus aculeatus (three-spined stickleback), 1481 nucleotides. RefSeq names its product CD59 glycoprotein-like. The record is from RefSeq and is a predicted model, not a curated record. NCBI's taxonomy places the organism in Eukaryota, Metazoa, Chordata, Actinopteri, Perciformes, Gasterosteidae.